AUGACAUUAAAAUCCAAUAAAAACGAACCCGCUGUCAUACUUGAGCGGGUCAACAGCGCUCGAACAGCCCUCUCCGACCUGUACCUGGAGCAGCUGCUCCAAAAUAAACCAAAGGCGGAAAAGGUAAGAGGUUUACACUACAAUACAUUCAUACGAUUGCCAUAAUAGUAUAAUUAUAGAAAAUAUGUCUUAAUCAGAUAAGCAGUAGGCCUAUACGCCUGGAAGGCUGUAGCCUACUUACAUUCCUUGGUGAUGUUGUAAAACAAUACAGAUUGUCCAUCAACUUCAUUGCAUCAGUUCAGGACGCAGGGCUGAUACAACCCGGUUUAAGAUUAUCAUCUUGGUGUUCAUGUGCUUUUUGUAUUUUUCAUAUACAUUAUUAAAUGUACGUUUUUCCUAUUAGUAAAUAUUUUAAUAUGACGUCCACACAGGCCUAUGUUAUAUAUCAAGGGGGGGGGGGUGGGGGAUACUAUGAUUUUAAUUUUUUUACAUUUUAAAACACAUUUCCUGCAAUUCUACACAGUUUGAUAUGAUUUAUUAUGCCUCUCUUGAGGGGUAAAUUGUGGGGUAUAUGGAGGGUAUAAGUGGAAGGGAAAACAUAUUUUUCUAUAGGAAGACAGCUAACUUCCUGCAUUUCAACACAUUUUGCCAUGGGGCAGAGAGAAAAAUGUGCUGUUUUAAGCUAAUCUCAUGCUAGUCUUCACAUUUUGCCAUGAGGAUGAGAGAACAUUUAGCAGUUUGUAUCUCAAGCAGACCAUUUAAGAAAUGCUUGUUCUUUCCUCAUAGAGGAUGAUGUCAUCCUCCUGAGGAGCUUGAGCUGGCCAAUCAGCGGUCUACUCGCAUGAAUAUUUUUAAUGACCGGUAUAAGCCCACACCAUUCUGUUGUUGGAGUACGCCCACACCAUUCCAUAACAGAAAAGCUGCUUUUUAACAUACUUAAUUACCAUUUUUUGGAAGGAAAACUUUUUCACUCAUAUUGUAAUUAAUUAUAGCCAUAUUUCGUAGAAAUCUGGAAACACUGGACAAUUACUUUAAAGGUCGACUUUGGGCAGAAAUGCACGAGUAAUGGCUUUAAACUAUAUAACUGACCAAUGCACCAUCAUACCAGGUCAUUUAAUGAAAAAACAAAACAAGAUGAAUAAGAUAUUUGGCUACAGAAGUGCCAUUUCUUACCGAUCUCUACAGCUUCAAUCCAAAAACAAAUACUGUGAAAUUACGUCAACACAUACUGGAGCAGUUACUGGCUAGCUACAAGUGGCUAGCUUAGCUAACAAACUCUUGUUCUGGGGGGGGGGGGGGGGGCAUGUGGUAAUUUCACCUAUGUCAUGCACAUGUGUAGAGUUUCAGUCUAGGUCUCUCCCAAGACAUUACUGCAUCAUGAAAAGUUCAGUGCUUGUCAAAUCCCGUCUUAAUUUGUUCCAGACAAGUCAUAAUAAGCAAGAUUCAGUUCUGCUAUUUCUCUAACAAGGAACAGAAACCACAUACCAGGCACAUAGAGGAAUCAGGUUAACUGUUUCACAGCAAUAGGGAAAAUACAUGUGAUGUCCACAUAAUGGAUAGUUGUAUUCUUUAGAAGAGGGGACUGACAUUGGUACUCAUAGCCAGUAUAGGCCUACUACUGUUUUUAACACUACUUUCAACUUGUUUAGAUAUGUACAUAUGUUGACCAUGUACAGCAUCUCAAUUCUACAAUGUGUUACGCUCCUAUAAUAAGCUUCAAUUACAUCAAGGGAUGUUUUCCAAACUGAGACACCUGCGCUGGAUCUUUUAAUAUGGAUUUUCAUCUGUCUUCUUAAUUAUUUGUGAAAUAAUUAGACUUGUCUAGUAAGGGUCUUACAGCAGUAGUAUGAUCCCAUUCCAACCACACAAUUCAUGGACCUUUGACCCCAAAGGUGAGGACUUAAUGUUAUCAGCCUCUUGAUGAGGCACUACUGUAGUAGAUUAGCCUAGGCCGGGCAGAUCGUUAAUCCCCUCAGUCCCCUAGAUCAGGUUGACAUUCUCAGGUCCUUGUCUUUGUUUGCUUGCAUGGGGAAAUGCAGAGCCAGGUGUACCUAAUAGACACAGGCAGGAGGUUAAGAACAAGCCCCUAUUCUCCUUUGUCUGUCUCAAGGGGGGAUUUCUUGGCAUGUGAUGAUUGGACAAUAGGCCCGGCCAGGGUCAGAGGAUUAGGGCUAGGGUGCACAGUAAGGCCCCUACUGCCUGGUCAGGGUCAGAGGAUUAGGGUUAGGGUGCACAGUAGGGCCCCUACUGCCUGGUCAGAGGAUUAGGGUUAGGGUGCACAGUAGGGCCCCUACUGCCUGGUCAGGGUCAGAGGAUUAGGGGUAGGGUGCCUUAGUAGGGCCCCUACUGCCAUGUCAUGGUCAGAGGAUUAGGGUUAGGUUGCAUAGUAGAGCUGGACUAUAGGGACAAAAAUCAAAAUCGCGAUAAAUUGACUGAAUUGAUGCGAUACCGAUCAAUAUAAGGAUACGUUUAUUACAUUAAUGUGCACCCCAGUUUUUUUUUUUUUAAGUAUCCUUUAAACUGCUACUACUAGUUUGAUGGUUGUAGCCAUCAACUGUCCUAUUAACAAUCACCCAUAUUCGCAAACUAAUUUCAUUUCGAAUUUCACAUUUCUCGAGUAGAGGCUACUUAUCAUAAUGAACGAUAUCAGCAAAAUGCCUGCGAUAAGUGAUCGGUAUGGUCGGUGUCGAUCAUUUUCAGUUGAUCGUCCCAGCUCUAGUGCCCAGUAGGGCCCCCUUUUUUAAUUAUUAUUAUUUCACCUUGAUGGGAUUUACUUGAGGGUUCUAUUGACGUUUAUUGGCCGCGUGUACAGUUUAGCAGGUGUUUUAGCGGGUGCAGCGAAAUGCUUAUGUUACUAGCUCCUAACAAUGCAGUAACAUGUCAAACAAUGAAAAUGUAAGGGACAGAAAAAAAAAAAGAAAUCAAGAACGGCGGGAUGAAUCUGAUUAACAACCCAAAUAGCACUGUAGGAGUAAUAAAAAAAAUUAUAUACGUAUGUAUACCAGGAGAAUUGACACAAGAUCAACUAAUAAUUAUAUGUACAGCAGUAUAUAUAUAUUAGAGUAAGCAAUUUCAAGAAUACAGUGUAUAAAUAAAUAUGCGGUGUGUAUAAACAGUGUAACUAAAAUACAUUGUACAGUAGUAGAAAUAUUAUGAUGAGCUACGUCGGGGAUACAGUAUUUAAAUACGCAGUGUGAAACGGGAAGUGACCCGUGGUUCAAUGUCUGUAUAGCAUGGGUUCCAGUGAUUCACUCUGCUUGAUCAGUGAAGGAGGUGCUAAUGAGUGAGGGAGCAAGUCAGGCAAUCAAGUUCGAAAGAAGUCAUGAUACUUCCAACAAGGAAAACAUGUCCCCUGAUUGAUACGUAAAACAAAGUAUGUCUGAAAGUGACAUUGAAGUAGCAACUUUGACAUGGUUAAACGUUGAGUGCUGAGAAGGGAAGCCUUGCAUGGAGACUUUCCCUGACAUUAUGUGUAAUAACCUUGUGCAGAGGCUCAUGUUAAAGUCUACCUCAUCGAGAAGCUGAAAUGUGAAAUCUGCAUCUAUUGUGAAAUCUGGACCGUCGCCAAGUCAGGAUCACAUCUGCUUUGAGGAGGUAAACAAAUAUCUUAUUUUAGGAAUAUCGUAGAGAUGAGUGCUGGUGUCUCGUUGUUUGCGUGUGUGUGUGUGUCCAACAUUGACUUUACUUUUCCAUCUUUGUGAUGCUUGCCUCGGACUGAAAAACGACUCUAGCCAGAUCGAUUAGAGUGCAGUAUGUUUUGUAUUUGCUUGUGUGUGAAUAAGGCUUCCUGUGUGUGCUAGCCACCUGACGUGUGCAGACUCAGCCUGCUCCUGCCUGCCACACACUGAGUCAUGUUUCACUGGAGACUAGCCUAAUCAUCCAGGCUAAAGAACUGCAGCUUUCUAUAAAUAGACACACAGCCAUGUCUGCCUAAUGCACAAUGUCUCCCAUCCUAAACCACUGUGUCAUUGGUGUAGUUUAACCUUAUCAGUCCCGAGACCCCAGCAGAAAUCGUUUUUUCAUUUAUCUGCAUGUCCAGCCCUUAUAUUUAAUAAUAAUUUUGGAGGUGCUUAUAUUUGUCCUGUUACACACAAGUGUGUAAUGGAAAUGUUUUUUCCCCCCCAUAUCCCCGGGACCACCCAUACGUAAAAAUGUAUGCAUACAUGGCUGUAAGUCGCUUUGGAUAAAAGCGUCUGCUAAAUGGCAUAUUAUUAUUUAUUAUUAUAUCCUAACUCCCCCUGAGGCACCCGCAGGGAGUGGGGUCAUGGUCAGGUUCGCCAUUGUACAGCGCCCAUGGAGCAAUUAGGAUUAAGUGCCUUGCUCAAGGGCACAGCAACAGAUUUUUCACCUUGUUGGCUCCGGUAUUCAAAUCAGCAACCUUUCAGUUACUAGCCCAAUGCUCUAACCUCGAGGCUACAUGCCAAUUAAGUCAUUUUCAGGACAACCAGGGUUGCAAGUAGAACACAAAACAAUUUGGCAUAAACAGUUGCAUUCAUGAGUUUUAUUGACAAAUGUAAAUAAAUAAAAAAUAGGUUAGCCAAAGCAAAAACCUGAUAAAAAUGAAUGUAUAUGAAUGCUGUAAGUACAUAAAUUGUUUGCUCACUGGGAAAUGAAUAUCCAACUAGUUGGUGACAACUGUUUGUGGAGUUUGUGACAGCAACUAUGUGAGCUUAUUGCAAAAUUAGAGACACUAUUUCCUGGGAUUUCCUAUGAUCUUCUAUAGAAGAACCCCUUACCUUCUAAUGAAUCUUGAGUAGCUUGUGAGCAUCCUAGAGCAAAACAUGUGCGUGUUCGUGAGACUCAGCUUUUCAUAGUUAGCUUUUAAUAGUUUGUAGCUCAAACCAUUUGGGACUCUACAGACUUUUUGUACAAAGACCGGGACCCGGGAUCCGUCCUUGUCUCACAAACACCGCUCUAGCUCAGCCCCCGUAAUCACACUCACUAAUGGUUGGUAUGUACGGAUACAGAAGAAAUUGACAAAUCCAAUGGUACAACCCAGUUAGAAGUCCAAAACUUGCAGGCGUUACAGUGGGACUCAUUGGGUUAAACAGGGACAGACUGACACUAGAACAUUGCGGAUGUGCUUGUGUUACAUUCCAUGCUCCCAUCCCCUCAUUGAACCAAAAAAACAUGACCUCAUGAACAAUGUUGCUCUCUGAUUUCAUAUCAAAUUUAGCUGGUCUUGACAUCCCUCAAAUAUUGCAUUUGAAUUAUUAAGGUAUUAUAAGCAUUACAUUGGUUAAAGGCCCUGUGCAGUCAAAAUUAAAUGUUUCCUGUGUUUUGUAUAAUAUUGUAGAACAGCUGAUGAAACUAACACUGUAAAAGUGUGAAGACAUUUUAUCAGUGUUAUUCCUGAUAGUUGCUCGUUAAAUAUACAAUUUACACAGGACCUUCUAAUCAGCAGGUUUGCAUGGGCGGGAGUUUCAGCAUUCCAUGGUGACAUCACCAUGUGGUAAAUUGGUUAAUAGACCAAUGACAAAGAGAGUUCCAAACUCUCAUGGCCCUGUUGUUUUUUACACCCCUCCCCCACUUAAAUAACCAAGCUUCCGUCAGAGAUGGAAGAGGAAGCGAGAAACCCCACUCACUGUUUUAUUUUCUCAGUUUUUUUUCUGGUUCAAUUAAAGUCAAUGAACUAAGUAGACCAGACCCAGCUGCUAUUGCAUUUGUGUCUAUGGGAGACACACCCAGUUAAGUAGACCGGAACUGACCAUUUUCUUCUAUGGUAAAUGGCCUGAGUGACCUAUGUUUACUUAUCCCCAUCAUAGCUUCGGUCACUGGUGCAUGACUACAACUCCCAGAGGCCUGCUGUUCACACAAUGAGGUCAGGGGUCAGCACCAAUGACUCACAUGUACAAAAGACCCCAAGGAUUCAAGACAGCUUGUUUUUCUUUGACUCUGAGAUCACGUGACCCCCCCACCCCCCUCCCCUCUGACACUGCUCAGUGGAAGUAGGAAGCCACAGAAGAACAGAGUGUUUUGCUUCUGGGAGACUGGGAGUGCCAAGGAACUCCACAGUUGAAUCUACCGUGGCACGUUGAAGCCUGUAGCUGUUUUUUCAGAUAGCGUAUCAUACUAUGUUGCAUUCCUGACAACUGAGUUGACUAGUUCAGCAUUAUGAGAUAAAGAGGGUUAUUGACAAAACUUAGACUCCGACAUUGAGAGGGAUUAUACAAUGAGUAGCUGUAAUCUUUUAAUAAUGCUAUAUUUAAACUGUGAUACCUGUUGAGGAAGACUACACAAUUUGUUUACUGUUAAACUGAUAAUACCUACAGGGGGUGCCUGCCUAAUUUCACUGUAACAGCAUAACGAAUUCCAUAUUUCACAUGACAUAGUAACAGGACUCUUUCGGCAUAAGGCACUGUUUGGCAUUGUCGCCGGGAUAUGGUGCCAGUAAUUUGUUAUGUUAAAAUAAAAUAAGAUACUUUAGCUCUAACUGGAAUGAUUUGAUAGCUCACUUGGUAAACUAGUUUUCAAACUUUAUUGGGUAUUGAAAGGCUGUAAGCUCUCUUUUUAUGUCUCACUUUAGACACACACCUCUUUGAUUCUGGUUUGUAACUAUGGAAAUGGGAUAUUGUAAAAAUAAACUUCAGAAGUUCCAAAAAAAGCUUAAGAAAAACUGGAGCUCAUCAAUUAUACAAAGGUGACCUUAAAAUGACAGCCCAGUCGACAGACAGUUCAUCAAGGACGGGUGGUAAAAGUGGGUACCAAGUGUGCCCUGGUCAUCAUUAACACAACAAUUUAAGGGUUAACGUUUUUGCAACUUUGUAAGUUCAGCUUAUUCAAUAAAUGCCAGUGCUGUGUGUUCUUCAGCUGACCUCAGCUGUUUUCUGCUAUUACAUAUAUUAAUUAUCCAGAUGAUACCAGUUGACCUUUAGACCAGUCUGACGGUUUCCUUUGGACAUGUGACUUCCCUCUCAGUCCAACCAGUGUCAGCACUUCGCAGGAGGAUUUAUUGAAGGCUGAGUGAUCCCUCCCUGUCUCUUUAUGACUCAGUUCUGUGUGCUGAACAAUAUGAGUAAUGAACGUUCAAGGCUUCAGCCUGUUUGUACAGUGAGGGAAAAAAGUAUUUGAUCCCCUGUUGAUUUUGUACGUUUGCCCACUGACAAAGAAAUGAUCAGUCUAUAAUUUUUUAUGGUAGGUUUAUUUGAACAGUGAGAGACAGAAUAACAACAAAAAAAUCCUGAAAAACGCAUGUCAAAAAUGUUAUAAAUUGAUUUGCAUUUUAAUGAGGGAAAUAAGUAUUUGACCCCCUUCUCAAUCAGUAAGAUUUCUUGCUCCCAGGUGUCUUUUAUACAGGUAACGAGCUGAGAUUAGGAGCACACUCUUAAAGGGAGUGCUCCUAAUCUCAGCUUGUUACCUGUAUAAAAGACACCUGUCCACAGAAGCAAUCAAUCAAUCAGAUUCCAAACUCUCCACCAUGGCCAAGACCAAAGAGCUCUCCAAGGAUGUCAGGGACAAGAUUGUAGACCUACACAAGGCUGGAAUGGGCUACAAGACCAUCGCCAAGCAGCUUGGUGAGAAGGUGACAACAGUUGGUGCGAUUAUUCGUAAAUGGAAGAAACACAAAAUAACUGUCAAGCUCCAUGCAAGAUCUCACCUCGUGGAGUUGCAAUAAUCAUGAGAACGGUGAGGAAUCUGCCCAGAACUACACGGGAGGAUCUUGUCAAUGAUCUCAAGGCAGCUGGGACCAUAGUCACCAAGAAAACAAUUGGUAACACACUACGCCGUGAAGGACUGAAAUCCUGCAGCGCCCGCAAGGUCCCCCUGCUCAAGAAAGCACAUAUACAUGCCCGUCUGAAGUUUGCCAAUUAAUAUCUUAAUGAUUCAGAGGAGAACUGGGUGAAAGUGUUGUGGUCAGAUGAGACCAAAAUGGAGCUCUUUGGCAUCAACUCAACUCGGCAUGUUUGGAGGAGGAGGAAUGCUCCCUAUGACCCCAAGAACACCAUCCCCACCGUCAAACAUGGAGGUGGAAACAUUAUGCUUUGGGGGUGUUUUUCUGCUAAGUGGACAGGACAACUUCACCACAUCAAAGGGACGAUGGACGGGGCCAUGUACCGUCAAAUCUUGGGUGAGAACCUACUUCCCUCAGCCAGGGCAUUGAAAAUGGGUCGUGGAUGGGUAUUCCAGCAUGACAAUGACCCAAAACACACGGCCAAGGCAACAAAGGAGUGGCUCAAGAAGAAGCACAUUAAGGUCCUGGAGUGGCCUAGCCAGUCUCCAGACCUUAAUCCCAUAGAACAUCUGUGGAGGGAACUGAAGGUUUGAGUUGCCAAAUGUCAGCCUCAAAACCUUAAUGACUUGGAGAAGAUCUGCAAAGAGGAGUGGGACAAAAUCCCUCCUGAGAUGUGUGCAAACCUGGUGGCCAACUACAAGAAACGUCUGACCUCUGUGAUUGCCAACAAGGGUUUUGCCACCAAGGACUAAGUCAUGUUUUGCAGAGGGGUCAAAUACUAAUUUCCCUCAUUAAAACGCAAAUCAAUUUAUAACAUUUUUGACAUGCGUUUUUCUGGAUUUAUUUGUUAUAGACUGAUCAUUUCUUUGUCAGUGGGCAAACGUACAAAAUCAGCAGGGGAUCAAAUACUUUUUUCCCUCACUGUAUGAUGGUGAAACUGUUAAGCACCAGGUGUCUCCUACAGGUUUCUUUUUUUUAAAAAGGCCAGGACUGGUCCAUCUUAGUGGACAAGCAGCAUACUGCACUCUAUGUGUUCUUUACUGCAUUCUAUGCCCCUGUGUGGGAUGUCAUUUCAUCAGUGUUUACCGUGGGAUCCAGUCUAAAGACUGCUCUACUACAUUGAUGUGUUAUGACAGGGACUAUUUCUACUCUCCUAGUACUGGUAUCCUGUAAAUAUCUGUAUUAUGUUGCAAAGUAAACAACAUGUUUACUUACAUUGACCAUAAGACACCUCUAGGCUUUCCUAGAACACUGCAGGAUAGUCCAUAUGGUGUUAAAGUGUAGUGUGUGUGUGUGUGUGUGUGUGACCUUGUUCUGUUCCGUCUCAGACACACAGGAGGGGGAAUCCUGCACUCUGCAUGAUUAGGUUUCCCCAGACUGGGCCUGCUACAUAUCCAUUCUACCUCUAACCCAUAGAAAUGGGCAGGAUAUACCUACAGUUGUCGUAAAACUUCCACUCGAUUUUUCUAUAAUAUAAUUUGCCAUUGUUGCACAUAGAUCACACACUCUAACGAUAAUCCACUCAGUUACAAGGAACAAGGAGAGACUAAAACCUAUAAGAUAAAGGAAAUAGCUUUGUGAAAAUAUGAUGAUGGAAGGACCAGCUCAUUGCCAUUGGAGUUGUUAAUCAUUUUUAUGGCCUUGUUGUUUUCUCUCAAAGACAUCACUGCCACCUCCUGUUACUUUAGCCAGUGGAUCUGACUAGACUAGACAAGACUACUGGCAUAUUGAUUUCCAUUCAUAUAAAGAACUAUGACAGAUUACCCCCUUCUUAUAGGCCUAAUUACUUUUCUGUGAGCGGAUAACUGUGAAAACAAAGCUGUCAGUGUCAUUGCAAAUUAAUUUGUGUCAGCAUGGUGUGGUCAUACACAUUGAACACAUUCUUAACUUAUCUAAAAAUAAAAGUUGUUUCUGUUUGCGUGGUUGACAAAGUCACCUUGUGAUUUCUCUGAACUAAUGUUAUCACUUUCCAUGUCCCUAUACAGCCUGAGAUCGCUAACAGUAAAGGGACACUUGCAGUUAUCUGUUAAAAGAUAAUAAAACGUAUCUAUGUUAGAUAACAAACAUUUGCCGCUGUAGCUGGCAGCAUGUUCCAUCAGGGAGUACAGGAGGCUUAAUUCCAUUAUUGCACAAUAAGGGUGGUUAGUAACCUUUGUCACCCUGGGGUCCAUGUACAGAACAGUCAAGGGCUAGAAUAGUAUGAUGGCCAUCCACGUGAGUGGUUUUACUAAUCCCUGGCAGGGCUAGCAAUGUGAUAAUGCCCAUGGGGCCGGGGGCAGUAAAAGUGAUUUAGUUAAUGUGAUAAAAGCGUGUGUAAUGGAGGGACAUCCACACAGCAGAGCAGGCCAAAUCCCACAGGAGGACCCACUUCUAUUAUCCGCUCUCUGUGUGGAAUUAAGGAAAGGAAAGGCACCAGUGUCUCCAAUCUGUUUAAAAUAAUCUCAUGGUGUACAUUUGGAUCCAUGAUUUGAAUUUGCUGCUUUGGUAUUUCAAGUUCAUAAAAAGGUCAUUAACAUAGUGUACUUUUGGUGUACUUAAGCAUUUUGCAUUUGUACUUGUAUUCAAUCAAACCUGGUUUGCACAUUGCUGAAAUGAAACGGAUGGAGUGGAGGGAUCACCAUUAAAGGCCACAUUCCUUUGAGUGACAUUACACACAGUUCAGUGUUCUCACAGCCAGACAGUGGUCAAGUAGUCAGGGUUGUUAUUUGUUGAUGUAAUGGAUGUCUUAAUCUUUACGAGGGAUUUGUUUGUUCAUAUCAAUACUUUUCUUCUAAACGCGAUCUCACUCAGGCGUAGCCAUGACAACCUUUUGUGUACCAGAGCAGCGUACAUGGGUUGUCCCUGCCUAAUGAGCUGGUGAAAAUGUGGAGUUAAUUUUCAACCCCAAACAGAUGCUGAAACUGCAAAUUAAAUAUGGCUGUUGGGACGCAGCCGAAAAAAGCUUUUAAUAACGCCACUGGAAAUACCAGUGUUCCAAUAAUCAGAUGGUCAGGAUGUUUAGCUCAUUGUAACAAUCUAUUUAUUUAUUUUCACCCCAGUAUCCUGUUGUACCUAGCCAUGUCAAUGAAUCCAUCUCCUGUGCCUAUUGAUGUUAAGUGUUGACAUGUUUUUCCAUAGGGGCUUAUGCCAGCCUAUGAGACAAAGGGAGCCGAAGUAUACACCAACGGCAGUGCUGGUCACAUGAACGGAACUGAGCUAACCAGGAUGCGUGAGGUGGCGUUUGAAAAAAAUCCCUCAGAGCCCAUGGUAAACCUUUCAGAUGCCAAUUCCUCUCUUUUUCUGUCUCUCUCAGUCCCUUUCUGUCUUUCUCACUCCUUUCCUUUCCCCGUCCCUCCUCUCUAUCUCUCAGUGACUCGCUCUGUCAUUUUGAGGAAAGAUUGUCGUGUGCUGUUUUCAUGCCUCAUGUUCUUUGCCUUUAGGGGGUGACUCUGAAAUUGAAUGGAAAACAGAAGUGCACUGUGGCCAGAAUAUUACAUGGGGGCAUGAUACACAGACAAGGUACAAAACUCAACCACACCGACUAACAUACUGAAGUGAUUGUAAUGCAUUUGUAUUAGAACAGCAACAGUAUUCCCAUACUUGUAUGGCAAAUAGACAUUAGUUUAUUAUUAUAUAUAUAUAUUAUAUUAUUUGCCUGAUAACACUCUUUGGUCAUACUGAUCCUCAGUACUGUGUUGAUCAUUUGUUGUCCGUCUCCAGGUUCCCUAAAUGAAGGGGAUGAAAUAGCAGAGAUCAAUGGAACGAGUGUGGCCAACCAAUCUGUCGACCAGCUACAAAAGAUCCUGGCAAGUCCCUACCAUCUCUGUUUUAACAAAGAAAAGAUACUGAAGAGCAUUCUGCCCCUGAGAGAAUGGGUGAUAUGUUGCAAUCUCACAAUCAUAGUUUUGAUAGUGUGGAGUGUAAGUAAAAUGGUUGUCAUCCUCCAUUACAGAAAGAUACCAACGGAGUAGUCACAAUGAAAAUCAUCCCCAACCAACCAAGGUGCUCUCCUGUGUGUGAGGUAAGCCAAUAAAUGACCCAUUGGAUUUGCACAUUUUCCCCUUUAUGAAUGGACUUGGCUAUGAUCACUAUCUGGACUGAUUUUGUAUUUAUUUUUUCGCACCCUGAAAUCAAAUUUCAACCGCAUGCAUGAUCAAAUGAAUGGUUACUAUUCAAGCGGGGUUACGCUCUUUGUUGUACUAGUUCUGCCAUGAUAUCCCAAAUGAUUUAAUCAGAAAAAUACAGCAGGUAGAUGAUAUUGUGUAAUAGUACACCCUUCAGUUAACAAGGGGUUGACAGUCAUUACAGAGGGCAUCAGUCACUAUAUUUAGUCAUCUAGUGGUGCCAUUUUGACUCAUAACCUACUCUAGUCACGUGCUAUAUCGUCAUCUAAAUACUGUUCCUAUUAUAUUUUGACCAUAUCAGCAAAUUGGUGGAUUAUUCACUACCACUAUUGUAAUAAGACAAAUAAACAAGGUUCCACAGUUUUAAUGUUAUUUUUCUAUGAUACCGUGCUAGAAGCGUAACCACGUCUUUGAUACGGUACCGUCCUGUACCUCCAAUCAUGUCUUCUCCCAAAUCCUCUUUAUUAAAUUGAGUUUGUUCUUUGUCAGGCGAAUCCUACCCUUAAGCCAAUUAAAGACACAGGUGACUAUACAACCAUUAGAUUCCACUACUAUACAGAUCAUCACUCAUGUUAGACUGGCGAACUGAACUGAAACACAUUGGUAGUGCUCAGCGUUUCACUCUGACAUCUGCUGGUCACAUUAUGCAAUCAAAUCUCCCCCAACGUGCGGCAGUUGAUAGAGAUUGUUCUGCCUCUCAAUCUAGAAUAAUUCAACAUUUAGAGAUAUGAGUUUCAUUUUUAAAUGUGAACUAAUUGGAAAACAGUGUUAUACAACGUAAUGACAAACACUUCAACCAAAGUCAUGUUUGUCAAUACCAGAAUAGUAGAAGCAUGUCCAUUGUCCAGGCAUUAUGAUAACUGCACGAAUUGUGUGGUCAGUGAUGACAGUCUAAUUUUUCUGCCAAUUGAUCGAUUAGUAGCAUAUCCUAAACUAUACGGUAAUUAUAUACAAAACAAUAACCUUUUAGAGACCAAAUCCCUCCUGUGGAUGCUGCUAGGUCCUCUGUGUGUUGCGUCAGAGAGCAUAUUACCACAGGAAGGAUCUGUGACCCAUUAACUGAUAGAUUACUAACUAACACUAACAUCUAGGAUGCUGUUUAGACAGGUAAAUUUAAUCUGAGCCACAGCACUAUCUCCUGAUUUAAUUCAAAAUAACAUACGAUUUCGCACCAUAUGCUGGAAACUGCAGUGCUACACGUCAUUGCAACAACCAUAUCAACCACAAUACACAUAUGGCGAACGUUAUUGCCCAGUUCCCGGAAAGGGGAUCAUGUCCUCUCAGCCAUCUCUGUGUGUGCAGCAGUUCUGUGUUACUUCCUCCACAGAUGUACAUGAGGGCUCAGGUUGACUACGACCCUGCCAAAGAUGAUCUCAUCCCAUGCAAAGAGGCAGGGCUGAAGUUCAAAACGGGCGACAUCAUUCAGAUCAUUAACAAGCAGGAUCCAAACUGGUGGCAAGGCAGGGUAGACAACUCUACCGCCGACUUCGCUGGACUCAUCCCAUCCCCAGAACUUCAAGAAUGGUAAUAGUACACAAAGUAGAAGACCCACUUCUGAUUACCUGUAAAAAACCUUUUGCCUCAAAGUUGCUUGAAGCACUGAGAUUGACAUGCAUAUUAUUAAUGUUAGCUCUCUGUGUACAUCCUAGGGCCAGCCGUGCUGCCCUGUUCUGAGCCAAUUGCAAUUUUCCUAAGUCCCUCUUUGUGGCAUGUAACUAAACGACUGAACAGUAGUCCAGGUGCGACAAAACUAGGGCCUGUAGGACCUGCCUUGUUGAUAGUGCUGUUAAGAAGGGAGAGCAGUGCUUUAUUAUGGACAGACUUCUCCCCAUUUUAGCUACUGUUGUAUCAAUAUGUUUAAGCACUGAAAUCCCUAGGAUCAGCUGGCCUUUUCCUAAUCCUAACAAAAACAUUAAAUGCUGAAAAACACACUUUACUGUAAACCAGGGAUGGGCAACUUUGAUGGGGCUGGGGCUGCAAAAAUCUGAACUCAUCAUGAGGAGCCGCGGCUGCAUAUACACAUCCAUACCCACACAUGCAGUCAGAGCCGGCCCUAGCCUUUUAGGGGCCCUAAGUGACAUUUAGUUGCGGGGACCCCCCACCUUGCGGGCAAAAUAUUUUAGCGGACCCCCUCUUGACAGCUGAAUUUUUGAGUUAAUUCCCUGCAAUUCUACACAUUUUGCCAUGGGGUGUAGAUAAAAUGUUGCCAUAUUAAAGCAAGUUUGCGGCAAUUCUACACAUUUUGCCAUGGGGCAGAGAGAAAAAUUAGCAGCUUUAAAGCUAUUUUUCUGCAAUUCUUCUAAUUUUGCCAUAGGGUGUAGAGAGAUGUUUGCAGUUUUUUAUAUAUCUGAGUGAAAGUGUCUAACAAAAUCAAUGCCCCCCCCCGCUCCCGGUCGGUAGUUUGACCAUGAUUACAACAACUUUAGAUAGCUGGUAAGACUAACUUACCAAUCUUAAAAAUGUUAGCUGACAUGGGCUAAUUGAGUGACAGUCAGUGACUGACAUAACAAGAGAAAAACUGCUGAUGCACAACCAAAUUUCAAAAAUGCACCUUGUGUAUUCUACUAUUCUAACUCUCAACAUUAAGUUGAGACCCGCUCUAAAAUAUAGGUUUUCAGUGUGUGAAUAACCCCCAGUCUCUCCUCUCUGCUCCAGGCGUGUGGCAAGUAAAAGCAAGGCCACAGAGGGCACCCAAUCCUGCAGCCCCUUUGGAAAGAAGAAAAAGUGCAAAGACAAGUAUCUGGCCAAGCACAGCUCUAGUAAGACUUGCCAUUUGUUUAUACCCAAUACAAUCUUGAGAACUACCUAUACUAACUAGAUGUAUAAUGUAUUUUACAUUGCAUGGCAUUGUUUUAGAUCCCUAAACCACCCAUGUAUAUUCUCUUCUCCCUUGUUAGUCUUUGACCAAUUGGACGUGAUUUCCUAUGAAGAGGUUGUUCGGCUCCCUGCCUUCAGCAGAAAAACCUUGGUGCUUAUUGGUAAGCUCCCUAUAUGAUCGUCAUAAGCGAGACCUGCCUGCCUUAAACCUAAUUUAAACCUGAUAUUUGAGAUUGCGACGCUAAAAGUGAGUAGAUGAACCUCUCUUUGCCUUCUAUAUGUGUAGGUGCACCGGGUGUAGGAAGGAGCCAUAUCAAAAGCUCGCUGCUGACCAAAUACCCAGAGAGGUUUGCCUACCCUGCACCACGUAAGUAGGGCUUUUACUUCUAAUGGUCUUCUAUCUGGUUUGAGAGCAAUUAGUUUUCCCAAACCCACCAUUAACUGGGGCUCGAUCCAAACAACAGACACCACCAGACCCCCACGUAAGGACGAGGAGAACGGGCAGGAGUACUACUUCAUCUCCAACGACGCCAUGACCAAGUGCAUCACUGGGAAUGAGCUGCUGGAGUAUGGCAGCUUCCAGGGAUUCAUGUUUGGAACCAAAAUAGAGACUAUCCAGAAGAUCCAUGAGCAAGGCAAAAUCGCCCUGCUGGAUGUUGAACCACAGGUAGGCAUAGAACUUGAUAAAAAAUUAACUAUUUAAAAACACACACAUUCAAGGUUAGCAGAACAAGAUAUUUGUUUCAGAUGAAUAACAAGAUGAUUACUUUUUCUUGUUAUGCAGACAUUGAAACUCUUGCGGAUGGCAGACUUUGCGCCUCUCGUGGUGUUCAUUGCACCCACCAACUCAGCUACCCAGGUACGCUACUGCUCAUUCCUUAUAUCCAGGAAUUAAGGUUAUUUCAGUUGAGGACCAUUCAAAGUAUGGCUCUCUCCAACCAUUUACACUACGAUAUCGUUUCCAGUCUGUAAUGAGAUGCUGAACCCCUCAGGAGUUUGACUUCGUAGUCUGAUAACUUGUUGUACCUUCCCUUCUAGUCAGAAGCGGUGCAGUUGAUCCAGAAGGAGUCGGAUGCCAUCCUCUCCAGCUACAGCCACUUCUUUGAUGUGCAGCUAGUUAACAAUGAUGUUGAUGAGAGUGUGAAAGGAGUGGAGGAAGCCAUGGAGCAAGCCACCUCCACCCCACAAUGGGUACCUGUUUCGUGGGUCUACUGA
This is a messenger RNA of Coregonus sp. 'balchen', 15807 nucleotides long. The record is from the annotation of a GenBank genome assembly. Lineage: Eukaryota; Metazoa; Chordata; Actinopteri; Salmoniformes; Salmonidae.